Messenger RNA from Budorcas taxicolor (takin), 984 nucleotides. RefSeq names its product BarH like homeobox 1 (gene BARHL1). Lineage: Eukaryota; Metazoa; Chordata; Mammalia; Artiodactyla; Bovidae. Gene Ontology annotation, biological process: regulation of transcription by RNA polymerase II. Gene Ontology annotation, molecular function: RNA polymerase II transcription regulatory region sequence-specific DNA binding; DNA-binding transcription factor activity, RNA polymerase II-specific. The transcript is spliced from 3 exons. Gene Ontology annotation, cellular component: nucleus. The record is from RefSeq and is a predicted model, not a curated record. The coding region runs from base 1 to 984 and encodes 327 amino acids.
AUGGAAGGCUCCAAUGGCUUUGGGAUCGACUCCAUUCUCUCCCACCGAGCGGGCAGCCCCGCCCUUCCCAAGGGGGACCCCUUGCUCGGGGACUGCCGCUCUCCCCUGGAGCUGAGUCCUCGCUCAGAGAGCAGCAGCGACUGCUCUUCACCAGCCUCGCCAGGAAGGGACUGUCUGGAGACGGGAGCCCAGCGGCCUGGCGGGGCUUCGGGACCAGGUUUGGACUCCCACCUGCAGCCUGGGCAGCUCUCGGCCCCAGCCCAGUCUCGCACCGUGACCUCCUCCUUUCUGAUCAGGGACAUCCUUGCCGACUGCAAACCGCUUGCGGCCUGUGCACCCUACUCUAGCAGCGGGCAGCCAGCCGCUCCUGACCCUGGGGGCCGUCUUGCGGCCAAGGCUGGGGAGGACUUUAGAGACAAGCUGGACAAAAGUGGCAGCAACGCCUCAUCGGACUCUGAGUAUAAAGUGAAGGAGGAGGGCGACCGGGAGAUCUCCAGCUCCAGGGACAGCCCUCCGGUGCGCCUGAAAAAGCCACGCAAGGCGCGCACGGCCUUCACCGACCACCAGCUGGCACAGCUGGAGCGCAGCUUCGAGCGGCAGAAGUACCUGAGCGUGCAGGACCGCAUGGAGCUCGCAGCCUCGCUCAACCUCACCGACACGCAGGUCAAGACCUGGUACCAGAACCGCAGGACUAAGUGGAAGCGACAGACGGCCGUCGGGUUGGAGCUGCUGGCCGAGGCGGGCAAUUACUCGGCGCUCCAGCGGAUGUUCCCGUCGCCUUAUUUCUACCCGCAGAGUCUGGUUUCCAACCUGGAUCCCGGCGCCGCGCUCUAUCUGUACCGCGGGCCCAGCGCACCGCCACCCGCGCUGCAGAGACCUCUGGUCCCUCGCAUCCUCAUCCACGGACUCCAGGGCGCCAGCGAGCCGCCGCCGCCGCUGCCCCCGCUGGCCGGCGUCCUCCCGCGCGCCGCGCAGCCUCGGUGA